CGGAAGUGCCUUCCCUCCUCCCGGGUCUGCGGACACGGUUUCCUUACCUCAUUUGUCCUCGCCCCUCCCCGUCCCUCUACGCGUUUUCGUUCCUGGUUGGUGCUUCCUGGUCGCAGCCGCGGCAGUGACAUCACAGGUACCAACCUUCCAUGAUGUUUGGUGGCUAUGAGACUAUAGAAGCAUAUGAAGAUGACCUUUAUCGUGAAGAGUCAUCUAGUGAACUGAGUGUUGAUAGUGAAGUGGAAUUUCAGCUCUACAGCCAAGUUCAUUAUGCCCAAGAUCUUAAUAAUGUCAUCAGGGAGGAAGAACAUGAAGAAAAGAACUCUAGGGAUUCUGAAUCAUCUAGUAGUAAGCCAAAUCAGAAGAACUUAAUUAUCCUUUCAGACAGUGAGGUCAUCCAGCUAUCUGAUGGGUCAGAGGUCAUCACUUUGUCUGAUGAAGAUAGUAUUUAUAGAUGUAGAAGAAAGAAUUUUAGAGUCCAAGCAAAAGAAAAGACCCGAGGUUCUCCUCCUUCUCUUCAUUCUAAUGAGUUGGAUGAUAAGAAAUUCAAGAGCGAUAUUGAGACCCCUAAAUCUGGAGAGCGAUCGGGUGCGGUCCGAGAGGUUAUGAUCAUAGAAGUCAGUUCAAGUGAAGAGGAAGAAAGCACCAUUUCAGAAAGUGACAACGUGGAAAGCUGGAUGCUGCUGGGAUGUGAAGUUGAUGAUAAAGAUGAUGAUAUCCUUCUCAAUCUUGUGGGAUGUGAUAACUCUGUUAAUGAAGGAGAAGAUGGUGUAAACUGGUUCAUCAGUGACAAAGACGUUGAGGCUCAGAUAUGUAAUAAUAGAUCCUCUGGAAGAUUGACCCACCGAUACUACACAGCAAACAAAAACGUUACCUGUAGAAAUUGUGACAAAUGUGGCCAUUUGUCAAAAAACUGCCCCUUUCCACAAAAAGUCCGCGCCUGCUGCCUAUGCUCCGAGAGAGGACACCUCCAGUAUGCCUGUCCAGCCCGCUUUUGCUUAGACUGUUUUUUGCCUAUGUCUUCUACUCACAGAUGUCUUGAAAGAUCUUCCUGGAGAAAACGAUGUGACCGCUGUGAUAUGAUAGGCCACUAUGCUGAUGCUUGCCCAGAAAUCUGGAGGCAGUAUCACCUAACGACUAAACCUGGACCACCCAAAAAGCCAAAGACCCCUGCUGGACAGUCGGCCUUGGUGUAUUGCUACAACUGUGGUCAGGAAGGCCAUUAUGGACACGAAUGUGCAGAGAGGCGGAUGUUCAACCAGACCUUUCCGACGUCUCCGUUCAUCUACUACUAUGAUGACAAAUACGAAAUUCGGGAGCGAGAACACAGAAUAAAACGGAAAGUAAAAGAACUCCAGAAACAUGGGAAUCUCCCAAGGCAGUUCAAGAGGCUGCAUGUGAAAGCAGCAAGUCAGAGGUCCCACCAUGACGUGAGGAAGGGCCAGGCCUCGUGGAGGAGCACCAGGUGGCCUCCAGUAAAGAAGGAGACCCCGAAAGAAAUGAGCAGAAACAACAGAGAGCGUGAAAAGCACAGGAAGACCGACAGGUGUCACGACGUGGAGGAGGACUUUCCCAGGGGCCCAAAAACACACUCUUCCCCUGGCGCUUUCAAAACCCAGAAGCCUCACAAGUCCUUGCACCACUCCCAUUGCCACAAGCCAAGAGAAGACAAGCUGCCCAAAGAGUCUAAGCGGGGCAAGCACAGGAAAAAGGAGGGCUGCCUGGAGGAGGAAGACAAUGAUAAUUUGUUUCUCAUUAAGCAGAGGAAAAAAAAGUCCAAACUGUGAGACAGUUUCUGAUUUGGUUUUCUGGCGUCUGUCUGCCCUUCAUGUCUGUAAUAUUCUGGCAGUAUUUUUAUCAUCCAAGAUUGAAUAAUGGGAGUUUGUUUUAUUUUGGUUUUGGGGGGGGGGUUUUUUUUUUUUGGUUUUUUGAUUUUGGGGGUAAUCUCAGCCAUACCUAGCUUUGCUGAACAAAAAGACCUUAGAGCUCUGUUCUCUGUGUCCAACAGGUUAUUAGGUAAAAAAACAGAAAGAUGAACCCAGGCUUCUUGCCCUGUUCCAGUUGGUCAUUUUCACUCAGAAUCUUACAGGUGGGAAAAAUUAAUCUUUUCAGGGGAACAUUAAAAAGUGCUUUGGACAAAUAAAAGCUCCACAAAUGUAAUUCAUCUGCAGUGUAUGUAAAUGAAAUCC
This is a messenger RNA of Phyllostomus discolor (pale spear-nosed bat), 2189 nucleotides long. It is a transcript of the gene ZCCHC7, whose product is annotated as zinc finger CCHC-type containing 7. NCBI's taxonomy places the organism in Eukaryota, Metazoa, Chordata, Mammalia, Chiroptera, Phyllostomidae. The record is from RefSeq and is a predicted model, not a curated record. The transcript is spliced from 9 exons. Gene Ontology annotation, molecular function: nucleic acid binding; zinc ion binding. The coding region runs from base 150 to 1787 and encodes 545 amino acids.